Solea solea (common sole) is the source of this 1852-nucleotide messenger RNA. It is a transcript of the gene itprid1, whose product is annotated as ITPR interacting domain containing 1. NCBI's taxonomy places the organism in Eukaryota, Metazoa, Chordata, Actinopteri, Pleuronectiformes, Soleidae. Gene Ontology annotation, molecular function: signaling receptor binding. The transcript is spliced from 6 exons. The record is from RefSeq and is a predicted model, not a curated record. The coding region runs from base 86 to 1852 and encodes 588 amino acids.
UCUGCGCAGGCAAAUGAUAACUACAUUAUCUGUGGCUGCAUGGACACGGUCAUCCAAGCCUAUAGGUAAAUGAGACAUUAGGUUAAUGGCUCACUUGUGGAAAGUGUCGGGCAGCAGGAUGGCGGCAAACUCACUAGUAAAGCGCAGAGAAAUAAAAAGUGUGAUGGAUGUUCUAAACCUGUGGAAAGAUGACCCGGAGGAGCUUCUCCUGGAACUGGGCUUCGGCUGUGACGAACCAGACUUGUCUGGACGGAUCCCGGCCCGAUUCAUCAACUACCAGUCUCAGGCGAGAGGAAUAAACGUCCAGGUGUUUCUGGAUGCUCAGAAGAACCGAAUAGACAUGGAGGACCCCGAUGUCAGCAAUCGUUUUAGACAAGUGGAGGUUCUCCAGCACGUGACAUCAACGUUCUCUGCCUUGGUGGUGUCUUCCUCCUCAUCUUCUUGCUCCUCUUUCGGAGCAUCAUUGGGAAAACCCCUGUCCCCCGAGGCCCGUGUGAGGAGGAGGCGCAUGGCCAGUCUGUUCAGACGAGCAUCAAAAAAGUCACUCAGCCAAAUCCACCAAAACCAUACGACCCAGGACCUAACUUCACCGACUGACUCCUCCUCUUCUUCACCUGCUAUGCCCAUGUCACUGCAACCGCCACUCAGCCUGGGAGAUGAGAAUGUCCCUGAACAAAGUGUAAAACCUGGAUCUUUGGAGAAUGUGAGUCCUCUGGUGGAGGAGCAUGGAGGCGACCCAGCACAUCAGCCUCACAUAGGUCAGGAGAGAGCACUCAGACCUGGGCACCUGAGGGAGGAGGGUCCGUCCCUGUCGCCCAACACUUUACACAGGCAGAGCCAAGUGCAGGUCAGAGCAUCAACUGACAUGGAAGAGGUUUUGCCAGGAGGAAGUCAGAGUAAUGAAGGGCCAGACUCUUCCUCUUCUCCUCCGCCGUCUAACUCCUCAUUCCACCCACUCUCUCCAUCGCUGAUCACCUCUGGUGUUGAAAAAGUUCUGCUUUCCUUGACCUGUCCAUCACCAGAGCUUUCCAAAUUUGACCUGCCGUGUUCAGAAAUAGAGACAUCACCAGAUCAAGUUCAGCCUCCACCUGCUUCAGUGUCUGAAUCAGGAUUAGAGCAUCUUCCCUCUCGUUCUUCUUUGUCACCCAAUUUACUGAAUGUAACUCACUCCCAGUCUCCAUUUCUCCCCUCUCUGACAUUCAUCUCUCUCGCGGCUACUUCCUCGCCCACUCAUGCUGCCUUGUUGCUUCGAAGAUCAGAGGACGAUGAGACUGAAGUCAAUGAUGCACGUGCUACACCUGAGUCACUGCAACCACCACUCAGCCUGGGAGAUGAGAAUGUCCCUGAACAAAGUGUAAAACCUGGAUCUGUGGAGAAUGUGAGUCCUCUGGUGGAGGAGCAUGGAGGCGACCCAGCACAUCAGCCUCACAUAGGUCAGGAGAGAGCACUCAGACCUGGGCACUUGAGGGAGGAGGGUCCCUCCCUGACACUCAACACAAUUUUACACAGGCAGAGCCAAGUGCAGGCCAGAGCAUCAUCUGACAUGGAAGAGAUUUUGCCAGGAGGAAGUCAGAGUAAUGAAGGGCCAGACUCUUCCUCUUCUCCUCCGCCGUCUAACUCCUCAUUCCACCCACUCUCUCCAUCGCUGAUCACCUCUGGUGUUGAAAAAGCUCCACUUUCCUCGCCCUGUCCAUCACCAGAGCUUUCCAAAUUUGACCUGCCGUGUUCACAAAUAGAGACACCACCAGAUCAAGUUCAGCCUCCACCUGCUUCAGUGUCUGAAUCAGGAUUAGAGCAUCUUCCCUCUCGUUCUUCCUCACCCGAUUUACAGAAUGAGCCCAAAAAGAACUGA